AUGGCAACAGAAGAGGGUGGCACAGCGCCGCCGCCGAGCCCUCGAGAGGAAGCAAAGGCUACCAAAGGCCCUACCAAAGGGAGCGGAGGUGCUCUUAGGCUGCAGCAGAUCUUUGAGAAGUACGGCGGCAAUGGUCCCGCAGUCCCACCAAAGUUAGCUGCAUUUUUGGGACCUAGAUCCCACGGUGAUCGUUGCAGGUCGAAGCAAAGUCGGCUCCAUGUGGAGGGUCCGCAGAGCGAAAACACAGGCUCGGCCCUAAAGCCAGAGAUUCUGGAAGCACUAACCUGCGAGGUGCCUGGUGCAGUGCUGACACCCUACGGUGUUGGCGUUCGAGAAUCGCAGGAGGAUGAGCAGGGCUUCGUUCACGUGAAAUUUGCGUGGGGCACUGCUCUGGUAGCAGCCAAAGACACCAAUGACAGCCGCAGUGCUGUGCUAAGGUGGCAGCUGGACUCACUUGGCUCGCUCUUUGCUUUGCUGGUAUCUGAUCUAGGCCAUCGAUCAGAUAGUGACAGCGACAGCGACGAAGAGAUGGAAAGUGGAGGCAAUCUGGAGGAAAGACCCCAAGGCUUGGCCUCUGUCAAAGCCUUGUUGGCAUGGUUGGAGCAGGCAGCCAUGGAACCAAAGGCGUCGCAGCAACAGGCAUUGCUGGACUUGGCCCUGUUGCUUUCUGGCCUGGUGAGCGGCCGUGCAGAGUUGCUGAGGCUGGAAGAUCGGUGA
This is a messenger RNA of Cladocopium goreaui, 717 nucleotides long. The record is from the annotation of a GenBank genome assembly. NCBI's taxonomy places the organism in Eukaryota, Dinophyceae, Suessiales, Symbiodiniaceae.